AUGGAGAAUUUUUUAAGAUCCAAAGAGUAUUGGCAAGUAGUAUAUGAAGGAAUUGCUGAACCAGCAAAUGGCAUAGCAGUGUCAAGUGGACAAAGAGCGGAACUAGAAGCUCAACGGCUGAAAGAUUUGAAGGAUACUUCCACGAAUAUUUGGGAUUCUAUGAAGAAGAAGUACCAAGGCUCUACUAAGGCAAAGAGGCAGCAGCUUCAAACACUUCAUACAGAGUUCGAGACACUUCGAAUGAAGACAAGCGAAUCAGUGUCAGAUUAUCUUGCUCGGACAAUGGCCAUCGUGAAUAAGAUGCGGAUCCAUGGUGACACGAUGAAGGACACCACUAUUGUUAAGAAAAUUCUCCGAACAAUGACACCAAAAUUUAAUUAUGUUGUUUGUUGUAUCGAAGAAGCUCAUGAUAUUUAUGAACUUUCAGUUGAUGACUUACAUGGUUCUUUGUUAGUUCAUGAGCAUAAACUAAAUCAGCAAGAGAAGGAUAAAGAGGAGCAAGCCUUGAAGACCUCAAUAGACAAUCACUCAAAACCAAUGGUAGACAGAGGUCGAGGCAGAGGCAGAGGUAGCAAUGAUCGUGAAACUCAGCAACAAACCCAACACCAAAACAUUCGUGGAACUCAACAACAAUUCCAACAUCAAGGCAAUUACUCUCAUGACUAUCAUGGAAGAGGACGAGGAGGAGAACGAGGCUCAUAUAGACCAAAGUCAGCAGACAAGUCUAAUGUUGAAUGCUACAGAUGUCAUAGACUUGGCCAUUAUAAAUCUGAAUGUUAUACAAGGCUGCCACAAAACAGAGAAGUGGAGAAAUCGAAUUUCGUAGAGAAGAAAGAAGAGGAAACUCUAUUGAUGACAACUCAUGACAACAAGCUCAAGCUAGAAGAAAAUAUAUGA
This is a messenger RNA of Humulus lupulus (European hop), 897 nucleotides long. RefSeq lists its product as uncharacterized. Gene Ontology annotation, molecular function: zinc ion binding; nucleic acid binding. The record is from RefSeq and is a predicted model, not a curated record. The transcript has 2 exons. The coding region runs from base 1 to 897 and encodes 298 amino acids. NCBI's taxonomy places the organism in Eukaryota, Viridiplantae, Streptophyta, Magnoliopsida, Rosales, Cannabaceae.